This is a messenger RNA of Peronospora matthiolae, 309 nucleotides long. Lineage: Eukaryota; Oomycota; Peronosporomycetes; Peronosporales; Peronosporaceae. The record is from the annotation of a GenBank genome assembly.
AUGGAAGUCCCGGUGGACAAGGAGACGGCGAAGACUCAAUUCCGCUCGUCACGUCUGUCUUGGAGCAACCAGGCCGAGCACAAACUAAAACAAGAGCUGAGCGACAUCGCCAUCGCCAAGUGUCGCAGCGUCGCAGAGCAAUUCGCCGAGUGCUCCAAGGCCAACGGUCUCCUGAUGGUCUUCAAGUGCCGCGACCAUAACCGGGCUCUGAACGCGUGUCUGAAACAGUAUACGAACGAUGAGCAGUUCGAGAUCUACCGCCAGAAGCGCGAGCAGAGCAUGACCGACGAGGAGAGAGCCAGUAAGUGA